UUGAAAGAUGUUCACGACUCCCCUCCGGAUCAGUCUCCUCUCGUGCGAGUUGCGGGACACGUCCGACGGCUAAACAAGGUGGAAACGCUCGAAAAGUUCCCAGAAAAGCCUCGAAUCGGACUUUGCAAGGUUCCUGCAUGGUGCCGAUCUCAUUAGUAUUCGGGCUUGUGUCGGCCUGAGGAGCAAUGAAUAAACCCUACGAACGCAUCGAAAUGGACCUGUCGUUUGGAUCAGCCAAGCCUUACGGGUCCACGAGGAGUAUCGUGAGGAGGAUCGCGAGCAACCUUCCUCUCAAGCCCUGCCCCAGGGUGCACUUUCAGCUGCACCCGCUGGACGAGGAUGCGGACGUCCUGGGCAGGAGGAAGGAGCACGCCGUGGCCUCGCUCGCCGACGUUUCCUGGAUCGACCAGGAUGACGACGACGACGGCGAGGAGGAGGAGGAAGAUGACGGCAGAGCUCGGAAAUCGCGGCCACCCCAGGGCCUGGCGUUCCGUGGCCGCCCGCCCCGGCCCCGGAGACGCCCCCCGGCCAGGCGGCGCUCGCUCCCCAGCCUCCGCCCGGGCACCCCGGACCCCCAGGGCCCCGCGGCCGCCGGCGACGAGGCCAUCCAGAAGAUCAGCGCGCUGGAGACCGAGCUGGCCAAGCUGCGAGCGCAGAUAGCCCAGAUCGUGCUGGCCCAGGAGAAGAGCGCCCAGUUGGCUGUAUCCAACGGAAGCACCUCCGGGCCUCCCCAGCCGCCGCCUCCUCCUCCUCCUCCUCCACCCCCGCCGCCUCCUCUUCCUCCUCCCCCGGGACUCCAGCGCACCUUUUCCGCCCUGGACCUGAUCAAGGAGCGUCGCGGGAAAAAGACGCCAGGCCCGCCGCCGGAGGCAAAGGCGCACGCCGACGUCCCGAGCAUGCUGGACAUCCUCAAGGACAUGAACAAAGUCAAGCUGAGAUCCGUCAAAAGCCGCCCGGCGAGCGCCGAGAACGAGGAGAAGCUGACGGAGCCGACGGACGCGGCCGCGCUCAUCGCGCAGGCCCUCAAGAGGAAGUUUGCCCACACGUACCCGCAGCACAACCAGCAAGUGGACCGGGUCAAACAUUCGGCCGCGAGCCCGCUGUUUGGUCAGCACAUGUUGAGAUCAACGGGGAAGCGCGAGUUGGUUUAAAGGAAGGAAACGACUGCGCCUGACUGAAGAGGAAGAAGCCUGGAACGUUCCAAUUCUGUCUGAUUUAUUACUUUUAAUAUUUGUGGAGGCACAAAAGGGAUCUCUCUCUCUCUAUCAAGUCUGACCCUGUGUUCAGUUUUGGUGCAAUUUUUAUGUUGUAUGACAUUUAAUUAUGCGUAUGUUGCCACUUUUGCGUAUCGUAAGACUCAACUGGUCAUACGGUAAAUUAUGAUUUGUCAUAUUAAAGCGCUCUAACUUGAUAGUCGAUCGUUCCUCGUGUAUACCAAACGGUUAUUUUCCAAACUUUUGAUGUAAAAUGAUUUUUUUUU
Syngnathoides biaculeatus (alligator pipefish) is the source of this 1480-nucleotide messenger RNA. RefSeq names its product mitochondrial fission regulator 1 (gene mtfr1). Gene Ontology annotation, biological process: aerobic respiration; mitochondrial fission. Bases 186 to 1151 code for a protein of 321 amino acids. The record is from RefSeq and is a predicted model, not a curated record. Gene Ontology annotation, cellular component: mitochondrion. Lineage: Eukaryota; Metazoa; Chordata; Actinopteri; Syngnathiformes; Syngnathidae. The transcript has 8 exons.